GCCUUCAUUUGUGCUGUACGUUCAGUAAAAGCAAGCAGAGAAAAACAAGAGAAAAUUGAAGAAGAAAAUACACUGAAAGAGAGACUUAAUUGAUAGAUUUAAUAAUGGACGCAACGAAUAUGCAACUGGAGUUACUUCUGGCGCCAAUGGACUUGCACAACAGUCGCCAGACAAUUCGCAAACUGGAGCAAUAUCCACCCUAUGGGCCAUUCUAUGGUAUUAUGGGCGUGGUGGCGGCCAUUGUAUUGUCCUCGAUUGGGGCUGCCUAUGGCACUGCUGUAUCCGGAACGGGCAUAGCCGCAACGGCUGUGAUGCGGCCCGAGUUGAUCAUGAAGUCGAUCAUACCCGUGGUGAUGGCCGGCAUUAUAGCCAUCUACGGCCUGGUGGUGGCUGUGCUGAUCUCUGGCGUGUUGGAUACCAGCGAAACAUAUUCGCUGGCCAAAGGCUACGUUCACCUGGCGUCUGGACUUUCCGUGGGAAUGACUGGUCUGGCCGCCGGAUAUGCUGUCGGUAUUGUUGGCGAUGAGGGUGUGCGACACACUGCUCUGCAGCCGCGUCUCUUCGUGGGAAUGAUUCUCAUUCUGAUAUUCGCUGAGGUACUGGGUCUCUAUGGACUCAUACUCGGCAUCUACAUGUACACGGUGGAUGUUUAA
This is a messenger RNA of Drosophila obscura, 653 nucleotides long. RefSeq names its product V-type proton ATPase 16 kDa proteolipid subunit-like. The record is from RefSeq and is a predicted model, not a curated record. The transcript has a single exon. Gene Ontology annotation, cellular component: proton-transporting V-type ATPase, V0 domain. Bases 105 to 653 code for a protein of 182 amino acids. NCBI's taxonomy places the organism in Eukaryota, Metazoa, Arthropoda, Insecta, Diptera, Drosophilidae. Gene Ontology annotation, molecular function: proton-transporting ATPase activity, rotational mechanism. Gene Ontology annotation, biological process: proton transmembrane transport.